Stylonychia lemnae is the source of this 2406-nucleotide messenger RNA. The record is from the annotation of a GenBank genome assembly. NCBI's taxonomy places the organism in Eukaryota, Ciliophora, Spirotrichea, Sporadotrichida, Oxytrichidae.
AUGGAGAGAAGAAUCUAAUCUAAAAAACCAUUUCAAUCGAACGUUAAAAGAGAGAACACCAAUGGCUCCUAUUAAGUUGAGAGCUACGAUUUUGAGGCAAACGAGGAAGAUGAGGGAAACAUAAAUAAUUUUUAGAUAUACCAUGCGCUCUCAAAAUAGAUCACAGAUGGAGGUCAAAUUAUGCCAUAGUAUAAUUCUAGAGGAAGCGAUGAUAGGACCGAAUCUCCUGCUAGCAAUUAAGUUAAUAAGGUUAGAGCAAGCGAUACAAAUCUGGCUUAAGUCUAGAGGCAUUAGAUUGAUAAUUAAGUGAAGAGACUCAGUUAGUAGCCUAAUCCAAUAAUUCAUGCAUAAGAGUAACCUAUAAGUAUAUCUCAGGCAGAGUAUGAAGAAGAUGAAUAAUUUUUUGAUCAAAAUAUAGAGAGGCAGAAGAAAAGAUCGCUUACAGAUGACAAAAAAUUCCUUAGUCAGCCGAAUUCUAAAGAUCCUCAGGACUAAAAGCAAUAAAAAGAUUUGAUAUCUUAGAUCCAAUCCAAGGGAGGCAAUAGCACAGAUUCAACAUACACGAAAAUAAAUAAAUCUAACCAAAAUAACAAUAAAAAAGUUAGAAUAUAGUCUAACCAGUAUUCUGACUUCAAUUCUGAAGACUAUUAGGAGAAAACAGAGCCAAUAACAAUUGGAUUGAUGAACCCCUCUAAAGAUUUUAUGGUUCAUGAUUUUUAUGAUUAGGAAUUCAAGCAACUAAAAUUUAAUCAGGAUAUAAAGCACUAAAUCAUCAGAAAGGACUCUGCUUCUAAAUAGCAAAGAAACAAGGCUUAGAAACUAAAUCAAUCAUAAAACUCAGGUAGCAAAGAUGGCUCUUACUUGUAGUACUGGGUGAAUAAAGGAAUUAACUAUAAAUAUAAACUUCCCUGGACUUCUCUAGCUAAGGUUUUCACUGAAUUUCAUCCAGUUAGUUUUGAUCAAAAAGAUUUACCUUUAACACUGCUUGAUCAAAGCUGGGUACAAUUGGAGCAAGCAGACCCGCGAUAAAAAAAGAGAAGAGGCUCGGAUGAGCUGAGAUUAAUAAAGAUCGAAUUUGAGAAAAAAUUCAGUUAAAUAGUUCUAUGCACUUAUAGAAAGGGUUUCAAUCCACUUUUGUCAGAGAGUGAAAAAUUAAGAAAUAUGGUAAUGGCUCAUGCUAAAUUGGGUGAAAGCAAAAUAUUUACUAGCACUGAUGUUGGCUGGGGAUGCGCUAUAAGAGAGGAUGAUCCCAUUAUUAGAGAAAAGUUCCGAUCUAUAAUUAGACUUAUACUUGAUAAUGAUGGGACUAAGCAAGCAGCCUUUUCAAUAUAAAAUAUUGCAAAGAUGGGCUUCUGCCAUGACAAAUAUCCUAGUGAAUGGUACGGACAUCAUGCAAUGUCAAUUAUGAUGAGGGAUCUAAAUAAAAUGUAUUAGCCUGUACAUGAUUUCUAAAUAUGCAUAUACAGAGAUGGAAAUAUUUAUUAUGACAAGCUAAAGAAGCUAGCUAUUACUGAUGGAUAAAAAUUCUAAAUUCAGUCAUUCUAGGCUAAGAGAUAUUAAGGCGAAGCAAGAGAUACUAGAUGUAGGCAAGAUAUAGUGUUUCAUGAAUUCUUGAAUUAAACUGGAUACUUUAGUGGAAUCACCUUAUCUCAUAGCAAGCACCAUAAUAUGAGUAAAGAGUUUGAUAGCCCAAAGAGAGAAUCAUAAAUAUCUGAUAAUGAUAUGAUGGAAAAAGAACAACUGAAGAUAAUAAGGAAUGAGAAACUGUUGGAAAAAGCUUGGAGGAACGGAAUACUGAUUAUUAUUCCUACUAGACUUGGAUUAAACAAAGUAAACAAAGAGUAUUUCUAUGCCAUUCAAUAUAUCCUGCAGUUCCCACUUAAUGUGGGCAUCCUAGGAGGGAGACCUUAGUAAGCACUAUACUUUGAUGCUCAUGUUGGGCAUCACCUAGAUUAGAAUGUAAUGUAGACUUAUCAAUGCGACUAGGCAAAGAAGAUAUCUCUAACCAAAAUAGAUACUUCUCUUGCAUUUGGUUUCUUUAUUAAAGAUUUCUAGGAUUAUCAAUCGUUUGCGAAUUUCAUAGAGACAGGAAAGAAGGUCUAUAAGGAGAACUGGGUCUUCUCGAUAUUCAAGGAGAAACCUAGCUUCGACAAUUUUACUCCCUCAAUGAACGAUAAUUUUUAUCUACCUAAGACUACUCUUGGCUUUGAACAAAUCUCAAACAGGAUUUCAAAGCCACUCUAAAGUCCUUAGUCAAACAACUAAUAAAUAUAGCAAAAGUAAGAGAAAUAAGAUUUCUUAACCAUAAAUGCCUUACCACUUAAUAGAAAUAGAUCAACUAAUGUUUAGGAUAUAAAUCCCAUUAAGAUCUAGCCAGAAGGAGACGAAGAAUUCGAGCUGAUAUGA